Beauveria bassiana ARSEF 2860 is the source of this 1068-nucleotide messenger RNA. Its product is annotated as hsp90-like protein. NCBI's taxonomy places the organism in Eukaryota, Fungi, Ascomycota, Sordariomycetes, Hypocreales, Cordycipitaceae. Gene Ontology annotation, biological process: phosphorelay signal transduction system; phosphorylation. Gene Ontology annotation, molecular function: transferase activity, transferring phosphorus-containing groups. The coding region runs from base 1 to 1068 and encodes 355 amino acids. The transcript has a single exon. The record is from RefSeq and is a predicted model, not a curated record.
AUGUUUACUCAAGACGUGCAAAGACCGCCGACGUUGGCCGAUAGUCUCGCAACUGCAUAUCUCUUCACAUUCGAGGUCGAAGAUACAGGGCGCGGCAUUCCCAGCAACAUGCAGGAUCAGAUCUUUGAGCCAUUUGUGCAAGUGGACUCGAGCUUCAGCAAGGAGUUUGGCGGCACCGGAUUGGGGUUGAGUAUCUGCUCACAGCUGGCCAAGCUAAUGGGCGGCACGAUUACAGUCAGAAGCAGUGAGGGGCUUGGCUCAACAUUUAGUCUACAAAUUCCCCUCGAACAUAUUAUAGACCGUGUGCCAAGCACCAGGUCGGAAAGCACGAGGCAAGUGUCAAGAGCACCGAGCGUUGGCGGCUCAACAACUGGUGGCGGCGGCGGCGGCAGCAGCAGCUGCCACCGCAACUCUUUGAGCAGUGUGCUUGCGCAGGACGCCGAUCCAGCAAUCACAGCAAACAGCAACGUCAGUCACAGAAACGAUAUUCAGCCUCGUCUUGUUGGCCUCAGCACACCAUUCUUCCCACCGAAUCCCUACCAGACGCCGCCCGUCCCACCUGCCAACCCAACCACCGUCGUUCCGCCGCCAACCACGAGCGUCGAGACGCAAGCUGCCAUCCAAAAAGCCAAAGCCGACAAGGCGAAAACCUCUGGGGGCGAGUCAGCAAACAGCGAGCUAUGUGUUCUCGUUGCUGACGAUAAUGCGACGAAUAUCGAGGUUGUACGCAGAAUGCUCAAACUGGAAAAGGUUCUUGAUGUUUGUAUUGCAAAGGACGGUCGUGAGGCAUACGAGGUGGUCAAGGCCAACAUGGAACGAAAUCGGAAAUUUGAUCUCAUCUUUAUGAAUGUGCAAAUGCCCAAUCUGGACGGCAUUCAGUCGACCAAUUUGAUUCGGCAGAUGGGCUAUGCGGCCCCAAUUGUGGCCUUGACAGCAUUUUCCGAGGAGAGUAAUCGCAAAGAGUGCAUCGAGUCGGGCAUGGACGAGUUUCUGGCAAAGCCUAUCCGGAGGUCAGCGCUGAAGAGUGUCUUGACGAAAUUUGCCACAAUAUACGAGGAAAAGACAUGA